AUACAAGAAUGGGGACAAGGUAGGGAAGAGGGGUUGGCAGACGAAAACGAAAUGGAAGAUGAAAAUGGUGAAAGACCAAACCCCUCAAUGCUACGCCUUCCAUGGAUGCUUUUGGGAAUAAGCCAAAAACAAAAAUAGGAUCUAGAUCAUCCGCAUACUUGAAUCACACAUCCUGCUGGUUUUCCUGCCUUGCUAAGCAAACUGGUAUAUAUUUUAAUAGCACCCCCAUCACUGUCUUCCCUUACCUUACCAAGAGAGAUGGGAGUACUGAGGUUCUCUUGCCAACUUCAAAUGCAGCCUUGCACCAAACUUCAUGCUCACUCCCCAUAUUUUAAUUUUUAACCCAUUAAUAAAAGGCCCCAUUCCCCUCCAAACACCUCCAGAACAACUCCUCACCUCUGCUUUUCCUCAGCAUUAGGUUUGGCCACCUAGAACAAAUGUUGAAGCAACCUCUUUCUACCCUCCUGCUGAUCUUCUUCCUCCACUGCACCCCAGCUUCUGGUCAGUCUUCAGCACCAGCUCCAGCACCCUCAGGUCCCAUCAACAUCGUCUCAGUUCUCAAAAAGAGUGGUAAAUAUACUACAUUCAUCCGGCUGCUAAAGAGCACCCAGAUUGAUGACCAAAUCAACUCACAACUCAAUGAUUUAAACCAGGGUCUCACUGUAUUUGCACCAACAGAUAGUGCCUUUUCAAACCUCAAACCAGGUAUGCUCAACUCACUCACAGAUCAGCAGAAGUUUCAGCUGGUACAAUUCCAUGUUGUACCUUCUUUCCUUUCUAUCCCACAGUUCCAAACUGUGAGCAACCCGCUGCGUACACAGGCAGGUGGUGGCACUGCCCAAUUCCCACUGAAUAUCACAAUGUCAGGAAAUCAGGUGAACAUGACAACUGGGCGUGUCAAUACAUCAUUGACCAACACAUUAUACACUGACGGUCAGCUGGCUGUCUAUGAAAUCGACCAGGUUCUCCUUGCAGAAGGUCUCUUCAGGCCUCCAGCACCAGCUCCUCCUCCUAAGACUUCCGAUCCUUCGGAUGCUCCUUCAGGAUCGAAUGGCGCUUCUGAUGAUUCUUCUGAUGCAAAGGAUCGGCCCCACUCUGCACAAAAGCUGGUGUCUUUUGGAGUGGCUGUAAUCGUAAUAUUGCACUUAUGGCUAUAAACUUGCGACGUUUUUUGGGGAUGAGGUACCGAUGUUGUGGCUCGUGCUGUCAUGAUUUUCACUUCAUCGAAUCAUUAUCUUCAGUUUGUAACUCAAAUAAGGGAAAAUGGCAUACUGUUUUUUUGUUCAUGAGAAAUUAAUUGAAGAAUUUGAAGACUAAAAUAUGAAGAAUUUGAAGACAAA
Vitis vinifera (wine grape) is the source of this 1340-nucleotide messenger RNA. RefSeq names its product fasciclin-like arabinogalactan protein 11. Lineage: Eukaryota; Viridiplantae; Streptophyta; Magnoliopsida; Vitales; Vitaceae. The transcript has a single exon. The record is from RefSeq and is a predicted model, not a curated record. Bases 438 to 1157 code for a protein of 239 amino acids.